Actinia tenebrosa (Australian red waratah sea anemone) is the source of this 2510-nucleotide messenger RNA. Its product is annotated as leupaxin. Lineage: Eukaryota; Metazoa; Cnidaria; Anthozoa; Actiniaria; Actiniidae. The record is from RefSeq and is a predicted model, not a curated record.
UAAUUUCGAGGGUUGCACUAUCGUCUUUCUGCACGUUUGACCUUCUUGGCUCUCUGUUCGUUGUUUCUGGGUUUGGUCUAGUGUUCUGAGCUUUCUUCUUCUGUUGCUGAGGUGAGGGAAUAGCUUUCAAAAGCAAAGCGUCAAAGAUGGAUGGCAUGGAAGAUUUAGAUGCUUUGUUGGCCGAUCUUCAAGCGACUAAUAAUGCAGCAGUGAAUAGCACAAGAUCGGGAUCCCAUCCAGUUAAUGGAAGAUCGUCUCCCGAUUCGCCACCUCCACCACUGCCUCCACCUCCAUCGUUGGACGCACUAGAACCCCUCGAUUCUUCAACGUCCCAACGAGACGACUUCCCCCCACCUCCUCCAGAUGUUACAACCACUCACUCGAGUUCAAGUUUAGCUAUGAAUCUAUCUGAAUUGGACAAUCUUCUAGAGGACCUCGGCAAACCAGAAUACCCUAGUAGCGAUCCCACAGCAAAGACAAGAGUAAACGAUUCUUAUCCAAGAGGCAGUGAAAAUAGCCAGCGAGCUGUGAUCAAUGGACAAUCAGUGACAAACAAAAGACCAUCAGUCGAUGCCAUGCUUGAUGAACUGGACAGUAUUGCACAGCAAUCAACUAGAAGUGCCACUAGCUCAUCUGUGCAUCAGCCUGUGUAUCAUCAGGCACAAUAUCACCAUGCACAACCAACCAAUGGAUUACAAGGACGGACUGCUUCAAGUGCUACUAAAGAGCUGGAUGAUCUUAUGGCAUCCUUGUCAGAUUUCAAGGUCAAUGUUGGUGGAGUUACAACUAACGAGCCUCCAGCCAGAGGUAGUGGAGAUUAUUCAAAACCUCAGAAAUCCAAAAAAAUUCCAGGUCAAAAUGUUGGCAAAGUAAGUCAUCUGGAUUCCAUGCUAGGAACCCUUCAAACAGACAUGUCCAGACAAGGUGUAAGCACAACUAAGAAAGGUGUGUGUGCUGCCUGCAACAAACCAAUCAUUGGUCAGGUUUGCACUGCACUUGGAAGGACAUGGCAUCCAGAACACUUCACUUGUAUUGCUUGUGAGCUACCUCUUGGGGACAGGAACUUCUUUGAGCGUGAUGGGAAGCCAUACUGUGAGAAGGAUUAUCAUGAUACGUUUGCACCUCGGUGUGCCUACUGCAAUGGGGCUAUUCUGGAUUCGUGUGUGACAGCAUUGGACCAAACCUGGCACCCAGAGCACUUUGUGUGCGCUCAGUGUGGAAAGCCAUUUGGUGAUACAGGAUUCCAUGAACGAGAUGGCAAGCCAUAUUGUCGUCAAGACUAUUAUGCCAUGUUCGCUCCUCGAUGUGCGGGGUGUGGUCAACCCAUCAUGGAUAAUUACAUUUCUGCCCUGAGUGCUCAUUGGCAUGCGGAAUGCUUCGUUUGUUUCGAAUGUCGUCAGCCCUUCCCUGGAGGAAGCUUUUUUGAUCAUGACGGCCGCCCAUACUGUGAAAUGCACUAUCACGCCAAGCGUGGUACGCUUUGUUAUAGCUGUCAAAAGCCAAUCACCGGGCGAUGCAUCACGGCCAUGCAUCGAAAGUUUCACCCAGAGCACUUUGUGUGCGCCUUUUGCUUGAAACAGCUCAACAAGGGCACCUUCAAGGAACAGAAUGACAAGCCGUACUGUCACCCGUGCUUCAUCAAACUUUUUGGUUAAAGAAAUGCGCGAAUCGAUUAAAAGCAAACAAAUAGAUUUAGAACAAAUUCAGAAGUGCGCUUGCAAUACUUGAAUGGGAAAAUUGGACAAAUGUUUCUAUAAAAAAAAUGAAUUUACAUGGAACUUUAAUAGAACUUAUUUUCCACGACAUAUCUGUUUAAUCCCAUAGCCUGAGGCCCGGAGUAUCGAAAUACCCCUAUAGAACACUAUAGAUCUAAGGCAAAUGAAAACAAUCCUGUUUUUCUACACAAAGGCUCCAAUUUUCCAAGUGGAAAGAAAGUUAAAAUGAAAUGAAAUAUGGGAGAUAGGUAGUUAAGAGAAUGGUAAACGUACCGAAGCUUUUUUGUAAUGCGAAGUUUCAAAAUAUAAAAAAAACACACACACACACAGGGAACCGGGGGAAGAAUGCAGAAGAAUCCUAAACGCAAUGCAUCGCGCCUCUGAACUCUGAUUGGUCCAACUUUGUGACGUCGGCCAGGGACGUACUCUUAUUAUUUGUGACUCAGAAGCCCCAUGAAAUAACACCUAGUCUACCAAGAAACUAUCAAAGGAACCUUUCAGUUGUAUGUGUUUCGAUUUAGAAACGGUCAAUCGGACACUCCCAAAUUCUCUAAAUUUGUAAUGAGAUUUCCAGAUCAAGUCGCUGGAAAGGGUUUGGUUUUUAUUGAAGUUCAUCUUGUUAUAAAAUGGAAUAUCUAGAUUUCAGAGAGCGAUAGCAUUUUGCUCAAACGAGAUUGCGUUUCAGGAAACUGCAUCUUUAACAAUAUAGGACUUUGUGAAAUAUUUUUCAAAAAAAAAAAAAAAAUUGAACUUUAUAUGAGACGUUUGAUGGAAUAAAACAUUAACCUACAAUAA